This is a messenger RNA of Stegodyphus dumicola, 6131 nucleotides long. RefSeq lists its product as uncharacterized. The record is from RefSeq and is a predicted model, not a curated record. Gene Ontology annotation, molecular function: ATP binding; protein serine/threonine kinase activity. Lineage: Eukaryota; Metazoa; Arthropoda; Arachnida; Araneae; Eresidae. Gene Ontology annotation, biological process: protein phosphorylation.
ACAAGGUUAUAUACGGUCCUUAACCUGCUCGGGUGACUAGGCUUGUAAAAUUACAACUAUAAAGUUUCAGUAAUCCUCGUGACACCUAAGUAAAUAUAAGCUACAUACCUGGAGCUUUCUUCAUUCAGCUUUUAUUGGCAUAAUUUGAAAAGCAUUUUAAUAUUACAAACCUGAACGUUGACAUCAUGGAGCAUUAAAUCUGCAAGCAGUAGUGGCAGGUGUAGUCUGGAGGAAAAAGGAGGUGAAGCGAUGUUGUCUGUUGAAGUAUUCUGAGAGCAAAAGGCAGAAGAGGUGUCACAAACCGGUAUGCGUCUAGCAGAGGGGAGAGAAUUCGUUCACUAUACCACAGUCCAUGUGCCAGCACAAGGAACGAAGCUGUCCAUCUCGAAAUAUGAACGAUAUCAAGAAAAGAUUGAGUCGAACCCUGUCUGGCCCAAGAAGAUGUGUUAGAUGCAGAAAAAUGGUGUACUUCUCGCAGUCUCGGUGUAAGCAGUGUGGAGAACUAACUCACAAGCACUGCUCGUAUCAUGCUAAUCAGAACUGCAAGCCUUACAAUCAAGAGGCUACUGAAGGAAACGUGUAUCCAGUUAUAAACUCAACUGAAUCUGAUGAAUGGAGGUCAACAUCGAGUCCUCGCGAGUGGUGGAUGAACCAGCAUCGCCACGAAACAGAUUCACCUGCUUCUUACGAUGCAGAUGAAGCCUACAGCUCAGAGCACCCGAGCCCUGGGGCAGCCAUGGCUGGACUUUUAAAAAUUGUUCAGUGGCUGUCGCAUAGGAAACGAACGAGAGAAUCCAUUGGGAAAACCUCAGAGAAACACAUCAAGGGAAAAUUCGGUCUCAAUCUUAAUAUGGAAGAUAAGCAGACAAAGAAGAAGUUAAAAACCCUCAUAAAAACUUACCAAAGGCAAAUGUAUGCAACAAACUACUGUGGGCAAUAUCAGCAGCAACAAGUUCAACAAAAAUACAUGCUCAACUCUCAAACACAGCGAGAUUCCUACAACCAGCUGGUUCGGCAACGUCUGGCAGCGAAACGCUCUCCAAUUGCAAAUCAUACCAGGACAGACCUCACUUCUCCUCGAAGCAGCCUUUCAUCUCCCAGUGAUUGUUCCUUCAUAUCCCCAAACAGUACCCCAGAAAUAAAAACGACUCGGUUACGGAGGGAUAAAUUGGCCAAGCAAGCCUCCAUUAAAUGGGAGAAGGAUGUCAGUAAAUAUUCCAUCUUUGGAAAUAACAACUCCACAACUGCUAGCAACCAAUCAGAACAACAAUCUAACGAAAGAUCAAGAUUAUGCGCUGUAUCCCCUAAGCCUUCACUGAGACCAAAUGAUACUAGCUGGAUAUCUGGUAACAGGAGCUCUAUCUUUAACCAUCAGAGGAACGUUCUAGAUGGAAAGACUACAACGAUGACAUUCGCAAGGCCACCAUGCCUUUCAAAAGCUAAAACUUUGAGCAUCGAAAGUAGAGACACUAAAAACGAAAGUUUGUGCGCAACAUGGCCGCCUGCGGGUAAAGCUGGUACUAUUCUGGAGGAACUUGUUGAUGAAACUGAAACCGAUUGCAUCGAAGAAGCAGAUGAAAGUUUUACACUCAGUGACUUCCGGAGUGACUCUCAAAGCGGCGAGGAAUCUCUUCGAGAAUGGUAUAUUCCUUUCGGUGAUAUAGAAUUCAAAGAAAGGAUACGACAUGGUCGGCAAGGUGAUAUUUACAAAGGUCGAUGGUAUGGUGAAGUGCUAAUUUAUACGAUUCGAGAGUCAUGUGAUAGAGAGCUUAAUCAGUUCCUGGAUGAAGUGGCUCAGAUGGGAAUGAUAAGACACGAAAAUAUUGUUCUUUUUAUGGGAGCAUGUAUCGAACCCCAAAGGCUGGCCGUUAUCACUAGUAUGAGGAAAGGUCCAACGUUGUUUGAAUAUCUGCAUCUUAAACGACAUAAAUUACCCUUUCACUCCAAGCAUAACAUAGCUCGUCAGAUUGCUCAGGGUAUGGGCUAUCUUCAUGCCAAAGACAUAGUUCAUAGAAAAUUAAAUUCAAAGAACAUCAUUCUCGAAUGUCGAGUAAAGUUGUGUAUUAUGGAUCAUGGAAUGGCAGAUAAACAGCUGGACCGGAGUGAUUACGGCUGCAUACCGAGGGGUCAUUUGAGUUAUAUUAGUCCAGAAUUGAUGUCUUCCUUACAAAUCGAUCCUCCCCUCAUAUAUACCUCGAAACCAUGCACUCAAGAAUCCGACAUAUUUGCCUUCGGGUCGUUGCUGUUUGAAUUAUUGGCAGAACGUUUUGCCUUUCAUGACCAGCCACCUCAUGCUCUCGUAUGGCAAGUUUCCUCUGGGAAAACAGCUCCCUUGCACAAUUUUCGGUUCAUUAAUGGACUCAAAACACUGAUUAAACGAUGCUGGUCUCGUAAACCCGAGCAACGCCCACCUUUCUCAGAAAUAGUUCACAUUUUACAAGAAAACGUGUCUCAUCAUAGACGGCACAGCUGUUCUGAACCAGACCGCUUACAUCUUGCCGGUCAGACGUCCAGCCGAGUACUUUGCACGUGAACCUCGAAUGUGAUAAACGAAACAACAAAUUAGCAACUUGGUGUGAUCUCCUCUGACGGACACUUCCUUUUUCCAUAAAAUAUUUUAUACGUUCUCCAGUUGACCAAAAAUGAGAAAAAGCUGCCAUAAAUAGUAAUGACAUUCUCAUUGUAGUGCUUUUAUCUAAGCUGUGAAAGUGAUUACAGUAUCUCGUUUCUUUAAUUAAUAAACAGUAACUGACUUUUUAGUUUGACUUAAUUAAUUAAUAGCUUUCCAAAAAGUUUUGAAUUCUUUUUGGUUUGUUCUCUUUAUAAAGUAUAAAGCAUUUUCUAUGUUGAUUAAAAAAAUUAUGAUAGGUUUAUGAGGAUCAUUUUAAUUUUAGCUGUUAAAGUAACAUUCAGCCUACGAUUGUAAUUAAUUUUAAAAAUUCUGUGCAUAAUUCAAAUUAUCUAAUCUCUAAAACUACAUCGAGUACUUAUUAAAGUCAGCUUAAGAAUAACUUUGAAUUUUUCAUAAUUUCAAACACGUCGACCUUUUUUAAAUGUUAACAAUUCUGAAAAGCAAAACAUGAGUCUUUCACAAACUACUUUCAUUACCUAUUGUAUUUCCAUGCCUGUUUUUAAUCACACUUUAAAUUUAAAUGUGUAAUUAUUGAUAAUAGUGUAAUUACUGUGUAAUUAUCAAUAAUAUAAUUACAUUAUUACCUGUAAACGGAUGAAAAUAGAGUAAUUCUUAUCGGAUACCAGCAUAUGAAAUCACCUUGAACACAUAGCGAUUUAUGGCAGCUUACAUUUACUUUUGUAAUACCUGUUUUACAUUUGUACCAAUGUUUGUAUUUGUACCAAACUUUGAGAUGAAGAGUUUGCUUAAUUCAUAGUAGACGCAAGAGAUUUUCUCCAGUUGGAGCUUUAAUAAUUCACAAAAUUGGAUUUUUGCAAACAAAGGCAAAAAUUUGUCUUUUUUCAUUCUUCGAUUCUGUUUGCUUCCCGUAAUUCUUAACUAUAAUUAAUGCUAGAAUGAUAAUUCGAUCUUUGUGAGAAAAGGACUAGCUGUACCAAUUAUUUAGCAAAAUAACCAUACUUUUGCGAUAUGUACAUAUAUUACCAUAAUAUUAAAGCUUAUAUUUAAUAUUUUAAGGUGAAGGGAACUAAUCCUCUGGAUUAGUUGUUGUCUUUAAAGUGAUAAAAGCCUUACUGAAUGUACCGAAGUUUUUUACUUUAUAUUUUAGAGCAGUGGACUACAAUAUUUACUUAAGCUCUAUAGUGUUCGUUUUAGAGCUUAAGUAAAUCUCUGUUUUUUAUACUUUAAUUAUCUAUUGAGAGGAGAAUCAGAUUUAAUACGUACUUCCUAUUCAUUAGCAAACUGAUGUCAAAAUAAUAGCAAUGACACAUUAAGUAAAAUAAAAAUGAUCAACGUUGAAACUGUUUGUUGAGGAAGUUUAUGAGAAAUUUCGACAAGACAAAUUAGUAUCAUCAUUCUGACAAUAGAAUCAGAGUUUCAGCGUUGUUUAUUAGACUUUACAAAUUAAUUAAAUUCCAUACUUUAAUUUAACAACUCUCUUUUGGAAUCUAAAGAAAUAUUUUACGCUUUUUUAUUUUGCAAUUUAUGUACCUGAUAUGUCUACAUCAAUAAAAGGCAUCAAAUUUACUAGAAUUUCACAUUCGUAACGCAUAGUUGUGCACAGUAUUGUAUUGUAAAUGUAACGUUUCGUUCUUUUUAUCGAUCUAUAUAAGUACGUUGUUCCUUUUUGUAUGUUUUAAUGCAUUAGGAAUGUUGUUACAUGUUAUAUUCAGUUCGUUGUUAAUUCCUGUUGACCUUGCAAUAUGUUUUAUUGUAAAUUAUUUAUUUAAAAGAACGUCUUAGUUAAGUAAUAUUCCUUUAAACAUUUAUUUUUGAAAUAAAUCAUUAUUGAUAUAAUGUCAACUAAAUUUGUCAUUUGGCAAAUAAAACUCAAUAAAUAUUACAAUGAUGAUGCCAUUGAUAUAUCACUUGUGAGAAAUUUAAUGAAAUAUAUGUUUUUUCAUUGUGCUUGAUGAAGAAAUGACUGCAAUGAUGUUCUUAAAAUAUGCAAAGAAUAAUACGAGAAAUCGCAAGAGAAAAGCGGUCUUCGAUAAAUUAUCCCAUUUUCAACUACUAUCUUUUAUAUUUUAUUGUUUAAUAUUACAAAUUUUGAUUAGUUGGAUAGAUGAAAUGUAAUUUUGUAGUUGCAUGCCUAAUCUUUAAAUAUGGUUUUGUUAUUAGUUUUAUCAAACAAAUAAAUAAAAAGAUUUAAGAAUAACUUAAUUGUGUUCUAAAUCUUUGAGGGGUAAAAUCCCUGCAAAGAUUUAAUUUCUAUUGUAUGUCCUGCUCGACAGAUUAUUUUUGUCAUUCUACUUGUAUUUUGUGUCUUGUUCUGUAGAAAAAGGUUAAUAAUAAUGUAGAAAUGCUCUGUCAUUUAAUAUGUGAAAGAAUAUUUGAAGAGAGAAAUGAUUUCCUUUAACACCCAAAUGCGAUCAUUAUACAUUUUAAGAGGCAAGUACCAUUUUUAAGAAAAAUGCAUAGGAUUUUGCUUCUUUAAAUGUUAUAUUCGCAAAAAAAUUAGUUAAGACAAAUUUAAAUCAAAUUAUUUGGACGUGUACUUCAAUUUAUGAAAUCUUACCAAAAUACGAUGUUGAACAGACAGUAUGUCGCCAUUUUCUAUAAUUUAAAGUUAUUGAAUACAUUCCGCGGAAAUUAAAAAGGAUUUCAAUAUUAAUUUAGAAUGCUACUGGAUGUGAUGAUAUUUAGUAAUUUAAUUAUUCAAUUUUAAGCUUUAUAGUUUUAUUCUUUAGUAAUUUUAGAACUUAAAUUUUUAUCUAAUUUAAGCGUUUGAUAAAUAAAAAUGUAAAUAUAUCAAUUAUGUCUUCCUAACUGUAAGAUAAAUUCCUAAACUCUAGGCUCCAAAUUUUUAUUAUCAUGACUAUUAUGAUAUUUGAAACUUUUGGAUGAUUUGAAAUUUCUCCAGAUAUUUAAAAUUUUGAAGAAUACGCGUGUUUGCUAGGAAAGAGUAUACCUUACUUUUGGAUAUAACUAUGCCAGAGUUUAGAAUGAGAAUUUUGUAUAAAAUUCUAUACCUAAAUUGACUUAUAUAUACCUUUGUAACUGAUGUAUAAUACAUGAGAUAGCAAUAAUGUAAAUAUAGUUUUAUAUCGCCAACUCAAUUUCACUUUGGAACUAAUAUCAGCAGAAGAGGAAAGAACAACGCUAACGAUGUCUUUUAAAAAGUUUAGAAAGGAAAUGUUCUAGUUUAAUCAAAAUGUCACCUAGCAACAGUGUUUAUUUAACCUUAAUGAAGAGUUUUUCACGUUCAAGUAUUUUACUCUUUUUCGGUCAACUGGUGAAAAAGCAAAGAUGAAAAUGUUCCAACUUCAAAAACCAUUCCACGGAUGCAAUGGCAGUCGUACAAACAUAUUUAUUUCCACUGAUAAAGGAGAAACGACUGCUGCAUAUUUUUCCUUUUCAUAUGCUGCUCAUUUUUUAAUAAUUCUGUAGCCAAUUAGACAUGUCUUCUUUAAGAACGUCAAAAUGUUUAGCACCGUCUAUUCAUGCAAUGUAAAGCAAUUCCAUGUCCAAUCUUUCAAUAAAAUCUUCCUACGUCGUU